Messenger RNA from Aspergillus calidoustus, 1901 nucleotides. Lineage: Eukaryota; Fungi; Ascomycota; Eurotiomycetes; Eurotiales; Aspergillaceae. The record is from the annotation of a GenBank genome assembly.
AUGCCUGGCAUCCAGACAAUUGACACCUCGCGCCACUACAACAAUUGGCCCAACGACCGAGGUUUUGAGGGAAACCAUGAACAAAAGGCCCCCGUGGAGCUCGCUGUGACUGGCCACAUCCCGUCCUACGCCGCAGGAGUCCUAUACAGGACAGGCCCAGGUCGGUACAAAGUUGACACCGAGCAUGGAAACACAUUCCAGGUCUCGCAUUGGUUCGAUGGGUUCAGCCAGACGCACCGGUUUCAGCUCGUCGCGGAGGAGCAACCUGGCGGGGGCUCGGUCAUGCGUGUGUUCUACAAUUCCCGCUUCUCAACUGAUGAUUUGAUUGAAGAGGCGCGUAAGACAGGGUCCCUGGAGCGGUUUACUUUUGGUGUACAGCGGGAUCCGUGUAAGGUUAUGUAUCAGAAGGUGCAGAGCACGUUUGAGAAGGAGAAGGAAGGGGAUACGAAGAGAGAGGAAAAAGAGCAGGAGGGCGACGAAGAUAAAGCCACUUUUCACAACAUCGGGGUGACACUCUCAGUCAACAUGCCCGGUCUGACUCCAAGUACCUCGACAUCUACCUUGACGAAUGGAGAGAAGAAAGGCUCUCGAUACAAAGAAAUAACCACCCUAUACGCCAAAACCGACAACUCCCGCUACAAGAAGAUUGACCCGGAAACCCUUGAGCCCCUCGGAAUCGCCAACCAGACCGCUCUUCACCAAGACCUAAACGGACCCCUCUCGGCCUCGCACGCCAAGUCGGACCCGGUCACGGGCGACAUGUACAACUACAACUUCUCAUUCGCCCCCAAGCCCACCUACCGUGUCUUUCGUGUCUCGGCGGAAACAGGCGAAACGACUAUCCUCGCUUCUUUCCCUGGCAGACCGACCUACAUGCACUCUUUCUUCCUUUCGGCCGACUAUGUCAUCAUUUGCACGUGGAACGCGCACUUAUCACCCGAGGGCUUCGCAAAGGGCUCGUACAUGGGAGCGCUUAAGGACUUUGACCCUUCGCUUCCGGCGAAAUGGUACGUCGUGGACCGGAAACAGGGUCGUGGUUUAGUUGCUACGUAUGAGAGCGAUGCGUUCUUCUGCUUCCAUACCAUCAAUGCGUGGGAGGAGCAGAGCACCAGUGAUCCCACGAAAACAGAUGUUAUUGCCGAGUGCGUCUCCUUUGAGAACACAGACCCCAUGAAGAAGCUCUACUACGAGCUCCUUCUCUCCUCAUCGACCGACCCAGAAGCUCGUCCAUCCGCCAAUGCCAGGAACAAUGGCGGGAAAAUACAGUCAAAGAUCUCACGUUUUCGGCUUCCGGCCAUUCCCUCCACCAACUCCGAUUCUGACUUUGGUUCAGCCCUAAGAGCACCCCUCAUCUCAACAACCCUCCAGACCCUCUCCCCCGAACUCCCAACCCUAAAUCCCAGCUAUGUAACCCGGCCCCAUCGGUACACCUACGCGGUUAUUGACCGCGGCCUCUCAACCUUCUUUGAUGGAAUCAUGAAAUUCGACUCCAUCUCCCAGGAAACGCUCAUCUGGUCCGCGCACGCGCAGUCUCCAGGUGAGCCAAUCUUCGUUCCGGAUCCGCAAGGCGAGCGGGAGGAUGAUGGCGUGCUGCUCAGUGUUGUGCUUGAUGGCUUGAUUGGGAAUAGUUACUUGCUUGUACUUGAUGCGAAGACGCUGAGUCAGGUUGGCAGGGCGAGUGUCGAAGGAGUUGUGGCAUUUGGCUUCCAUGGGGUGCAUGUGCCGAGAGAGGUUGGGGUCUCGACGGGGGACUUUUAGUUCUGUUGCUGCUGCCCUUAUUCGUGGUGUAGGAAUUGAGGAGCGGAGGUUGCUAGGUUAUGCCGAGGUUGUUCCAGAUUGUGUCGAUGUAUGUAUCUCCCGGUAAGCGCGGGCAUUGUUCGAUAUGAGUAAUUCAGAAAGCA